Ectocarpus sp. CCAP 1310/34 is the source of this 1891-nucleotide messenger RNA. The record is from the annotation of a GenBank genome assembly. Lineage: Eukaryota; Phaeophyceae; Ectocarpales; Ectocarpaceae.
GGAGCCAUCGACGAGAGAGAGACAGGGAGAUAGAGAGGGAGAAAGCGAGCCAAGAGGUCAGCGAAGCUUGGAGUUAUCGGAGGUCCAGGGCUUGUUUUUUUGUUUCAGUCCAACCUCAAACGAGCCAGCUGUAGCGGCGGGGCACCAGCGGCAUCAUGUCUGGAGCUGCGAAGGCCGCGUUCAACAAGAUCCCAAGCGGUGGGCCUCUCCUGCCCCUCAUCAACGGCGCGUUGGUGCUAGGAGCGUUGGGCUACUGCGGGUACAACUCGGUAUUUACCGUGGAUGGCGGGCACCGUGCGAUCGUGUUCAACCGGCUGAGCGGGGUGAAGGAGGGGGUCAUGACGGAGGGGAUGCACUUCAUCAUCCCCUGGUUCGAGUGGCCUUACAUCUACGACGUGCGCACGAAGCCGCGUAACGUUCAGUCGCUAACUGGGUCGAAGGACUUGCAAAUGGUGAGCAUCACGCUCCGUGUGCUGACCAAGCCGGAUCCCUUCAAGCUCCCCUUCAUCUACCGCAGGUUGGGCAAGGACUACGACGAGCGUGUAUUGCCGUCCAUCGUGAACGAGGUGACCAAGGCCGUCGUCGCUAAGUACAACGCCUCCGAGCUCCUCACCAAGCGAGAGGCCGUGUCCAAGAACAUCCGGGACGCGCUGCAGAAGCGGGCGGGGGACUUCGGCAUCGUGAUGGAGGACACGGCGAUCACCCACCUCAGCUUCAGCAGAGAGUACACGGCUGCCGUCGAGGCCAAGCAGGUUGCCCAACAAGACUCCGAGCGUUCCAAGUACGUCGUCGAGAAGGCUCGCCAGGAGAAGAUGAGCAUUGUGAUCAAGGCACAGGGAGAGGCGCAAUCGGCCAAGCUGGUCGGAGAGGCCAUCAAGGACAACCCGGGGUUCAUCCAGCUCCGACGCAUUGACGCGGCGAGGGACAUCGCGUCCACUGUGGCAAGGUCGAACAACAAGCUCUUCCUCAACACGGACAGUCUUUUGCUUGACCUUGUGGGGCAGGGGGACGCCGGCAUCAAGUCGACCAUGGGGGGCAGCAAGAAGCCUUCUUGGCGUUAGAGGCUGUAGAAAUCCUUCCGGUUUUCAUGUUCGUUUCUAAGGUGCUUCCCUGAAGUUUUCUCUUUUCCUUGAAUUGGGUUGUUUGGGCGGCGGGUAUUGUAGUGAUUCGCUCGAAACGUCAAACGACGGCGGGUUUGCGUUUCCCUCAAGCAGCGCUUGCAGCACAGGAGGCCGCACGGCAGCAACUCCCGUCGUUUCUUUCUUGGUGUACCACCGAAUCCCUUCGUCUUGCUUCUUGGUUGCGCUUUGGCUUGGCGGCGAUUGGGUUAACAAGAGGGGGCUCCGCAGACAGCACACAAUAGAUACCUGUAUGCCAGACCGGCUUGGCAUGUGGGGUAAGGAAGAGAUCAUCCAUCCUUUGCGAUGAUCCGCGCGCAUUUGUGCGCGUCGAAGCGGGGGACGAGGACUCGAGUGUUUUUUUCGUUCGUUUGUCCGAAGAAAUGCUUUGUUUCGAUGACAGGUGGACUUGGCCUCCUCCCACAGGGUUUUUUUUUGAAGGUUCAAAGGUUGGAGCCAAGGUCGUGAACUAAUGCGCGCCCGGUGCCAAGUAUACUGUGGUUUUUAGUCGCUUUCUUGGAAAAGUUAAUUGAGUCGCCGGACAAGUUUCAACAAUGACGUCGGUCUUCGGCCGAAAGAAAAACAGAGAGAGCCUUCUGUGGCGACAAAAAAUGAUGCUACUGACAUGUUAUGAUAUUGGUCACUGCAACCUGCACACGGUUGUAAGCAGAAUUUUGACCCCAUGGCUGAAGCUCUCGGUGGUUUCCGUGGGGUCCGAUGACAAACACAAGCUCAGCCCCAUGCUAUGUGGUUUUCCACUACUCCACGAUAAG